Molecule: messenger RNA, 1781 nt
Organism: Panicum hallii
Lineage: Eukaryota; Viridiplantae; Streptophyta; Magnoliopsida; Poales; Poaceae
Product: protein ABCI12, chloroplastic
Exons: 9
Coding region: 91-1272 (393 amino acids)
Cellular component (GO): chloroplast
Source: RefSeq, a predicted model, not a curated record
UGGGUAGCCCAAUGCCCAAAAGGGUAAAUUGCCUCAGUCGUGGGCUCGUUGCCGAGGUCCGACCGCCCCGCGCCGCGCACGCUCCAUCCGAUGGCUGCCGCCGUCCACCUCCGCCCUCUCCACUCGCUCGCCCUCCGUCCCCCCGCGGCGAAGGCUGCGCCCAGCUGGCUCCCCCUCCCGGCGAAACCCAGAGCACGGAGGAGGGGCAACCGCCUCGCCCUGCUCGUAUGCUCCGCGUCACCCCCCGCGCCCGCGGCUCCCUCGUCCUCGGGCGGGGACAACGCCGCGGCGUCCGCAGCGGCCAGGUGGGCGGAGUGGAUACCGCGCGCGGCGGCGGGCCGUGCGGGGGCGGGCCCGGAGCAGGUGCUCAGGCUUAUCUCCGGCGCUGCGGCCACGCCCGUUUGCCAGUUCGUCGACAAACCGCGCACCUUCCUCCACUCCGUCGACCCGCGCGUCAAGCUGGUGUGGCUCUUGGCCCUUGUUGUCCUACCAGCCAGGUCAAACAUUUAUAUGCGGUUCGGUUUGGUAGUAUUCCUGGCUCUUCUUUCAGUGUGGGUUUUGCCAAAUCAUGUAUGGAAGGAUCAACUUGGAAGGGUUGCUCUCCUUUCAGGAUUCAUAUUCAUAAUGCUGGGAUUUGGUGCUGAUGGUGCACCUUCAUUGGUUCAGACGAGAACUCCUCCCCCUUCUGUUCUAGGCAUACCGAACAUUCCUUGCUCCACAAGUGGGUAUUCUUACACAAUCAUGAAACUGGGGCCACUACAAUUUACAAGGAAAGGCCUAUCAGUUGCAAGUACUUCGGCAAGCCUCUCCUUUGCGAUAUUCCAAAGUGCAAGUCUCUGCUUGACAACCACCACUCCUGAGCAGCUUGCUUCUGCUUUGUGGUGGUUUAUGAUUCCACUGAAGCACAUCGGUGUACCAGUACCUGAGAUAAUACUUACACUACUGCUUUCAUUGAGGUUCAUUAAUUUAGUAUUUGAUGAGGUCCGCAACUCAGCACUGGCGAUUGUAGCACGCCGGAUAAAUUGGAAGAAGCUGACAGCUAUGGAAACUAUAGAUAUUUUCUUCAACUAUAUCCGACGGAUAUUCAAAAAUAUAUUUGAUCAUGCAGAGCAAAUAUCCAAGGCAAUGAUAGCUCGAGGGUUCCGUGGUGAUCCAAGCAAUCACAAGAUCUACUUCCUUACAGAAUCUUCAUUUGGCUUUGCGGAUCUAUUUUCAUUGCUUUGCCUGUUUGCUCUGAUGGGCCUGGCUUCCUAUUCUGAUCAGUUGGUUUGACGGUACCAAAAAGGAAUUUCAAUUAUUCAUGAAGUAUCCAUCGUUUUGAUAUUUUCAGCGAGGCAUGGUUAAACGACUUCAAUGGUUGGACUUCUUGAAGCAGCACAUUCAAUGCUGUGGAAACAAAGUAAUAACAAGAUUUGUUGAGAACAAAAACUAGGGUUUAGGACUACACUAACACGAUAUUCCAAGCAGUCAGUUGUAGGCACAACGUUUACAUGCGUCCUUUGAAAGGCAGCAUCGGAAGUGUAAAUACAUGGAAGCGUUUGAUGACAAUUGUCAGAUUUGACACUAACAUCAAAAGGGAAAUGCGAGUGAUUAUUGUUCGAAGGGAAUUCGUCAGAAUUGCUUCCCCAUUAUGUUGUAGAAACAUGUCAAAACAUCCAUCCUGAAACCUGUAAUGCAAAGUUAUAGUUUUGCUCCAAUUUUUUCUUAUCUGUACUUAACCAUAGUUAUGGUAAGAUACUUGAAGAUACAAAUGGUGGAGAAGUUACGUGGUUUGUGACAAA